CAUACAGAGCAGGAGAUGUGUUGGUUAGGAACAACUGACCAGUAUUUAAAAGUGAAGAUUUUUGUGACUGUUUAACCUUAACGCCCUAUACUGAACUAAGAUUAGUUGUCUUGGAAAUACUACUUUGGGAAGCAUACCAAGAUAUAUCAGAUCCAGGGCAGUCACAUAAAGUUAUGCUGGUUGUGUGUUGUACAGUCCCUAAGCCAUGGCUCUGAAAGGACAAGAAGAUUAUAUUUAUCUGUUCAAGGAUUCGUCGCAUCCAGUGGAUACUCUGGAUGCAUUCAGAACAUUUUACUUGGAUGGAUUAUUUACUGAUAUUACCCUUCAGUGCCCUUCAGGCAUAAUCUUCCAUUGUCACCGAGCUGUUUUAGCUGCUUGCAGCAAUUAUUUUAAGGCAAUGUUCACAGCUGACAUGAAAGAAAAAUUUAAAAAUAAAAUCAAACUUUCUGGUAUCCACCAUGAUAUUCUGGAAGGCCUUGUAAAUUAUGCAUACACUUCCCAAAUUGAAAUAACUAAAAGAAAUGUUCAAAGCCUGCUUGAAGCAGCAGAUCUGUUACAGUUCCUUUCAGUAAAGAAGGCUUGUGAGCAGUUUUUGGUAAGGCACCUGGAUAUUGAUAAUUGUAUUGGAAUGCACUCCUUUGCAGAAUUCCAUGUGUGUCCAGAACUAGAGAAGGAAUCUCAAAGAAUACUCUGUUCAAGGUUUAAGGAAGUAUGGCAACAAGAAGAAUUUCUGGAAAUCAGCCUUGAAAAGUUUUUCUUUAUCUUGUCCAGAAAGAAUCUUAGUGUUUGGAAAGAAGAAGCUAUCAUAGAGCCAGUUAUUAAGUGGACUGCUCAUGAUGUAGAAAGCCGAAUUGAAUGCUUAUAUAAUCUACUAAGCUAUAUCAACAUAGAUGUAGAUCCAGUAUUCUUAAAAACAGCUUUAGGUCUUCAAAGAAGCUGCCUAUUAACCGAAAAUAAAAUACGGUCUCUAAUAUACAACGCUUUGAAUCCCAUGCAUAAAGAGAUUUCCCAGAGGUCCACAGCCACAAUGUACAUCAUUGGAGGCUAUUACUGGCAUCCUUUAUCAGAGGUUCACAUAUGGGAUCCUUUGACAAAUGUUUGGAUUCAAGGAGCAGAAAUACCAGAUUACACUAGGGAAAGCUAUGGAGUUACAUGUUUGGGACCCCACAUUUAUGUAACUGGGGGUUACAGGACGGAUAACAUAGAAGCUCUUGACACAGUGUGGCUGUAUAACAGUGAAAGUGAUGAAUGGACAGAAGGUUUGCCAAUGCUCAAUGCCAGGUAUUACCACUGUGCGGUCACCUUGGGUGGCUGUGUCUAUGCUUUAGGCGGUUAUAGAAAAGGGGCUCCAGCAGAAGAGGCCGAGUUCUAUGACCCAUUAAAAGAGAAAUGGAUUCCUAUUGCAAACAUGAUUAAAGGUGUGGGAAAUGCUACUGCCUGUGUCUUACAUGAUGUUAUCUACGUCAUUGGCGGCCACUGUGGCUACAGAGGAAGUUGCACCUAUGACAAGGUCCAAAGCUACAAUUCUGAUAUCAAUGAAUGGAGUCUCAUCACCUCCAGUCCACAUCCAGAAUAUGGAUUGUGUUCAGUUCCCUUUGAAAAUAAGCUCUAUCUAGUUGGUGGACAAACUACAAUCACGGAAUGCUAUGACCCUGAACAAAAUGAAUGGAGAGAGAUAGCUCCCAUGAUGGAAAGGAGGAUGGAGUGUGGUGCUGUCAUCAUGAACGGCUGUAUUUAUGUCACUGGAGGAUAUUCCUACUCAAAGGGAACAUAUCUUCAGAGCAUUGAGAAAUAUGAUCCGGAUCUCAAUAAGUGGGAAAUAGUGGGCAAUCUUCCAAGUGCCAUGCGGUCCCAUGGAUGUGUUUGUGUGUAUAAUGUCUGACCAAAUCCACAAAUGAUAGAAUAAUCACUGUUUGGAGCAUAGAAGAAAAGAAUGUAGGGUUUGGUGUCUUUUACUUGCUACUGUGACUGGGCACAUAGUAGCGGAUUACUAAAUUUUAAUUCCUAACCUUCACAUUACCCCUAAACCCAGUGAUUAAUGGUUAAGAAAAAAACAUAUGUAAAUAUACACUUGAAUCAAUAGGGUCAUCCUCUAAAAUCUCUGCUUUUCAAAAUUAAUAUGGAACAUUGGACUCUUGGUAAAAGGUGAAAUACCUUGUGAUGAAUCUUUUCCUCCUUGGUAGCAUUUACACUGGGUAUAGGUAAAAAUCAUUCUAUGGACUGAAAUGUUUCUUGUGACUCUAAUGUCACAGACAGUGUAUAUUAUGAUUCCAUUUAAUGAUCAGGAAUUUGAAAUUUAAAGAGGGACUCUUUUCUACCUCUAUAAAAUCAAUAAACAUUUUUUCUUCAUUGUUAUUAGAAUGUGGGCUUACUUUGUCUAGCUUUUUUCCCUUUGUAAAGUAUAUAAUUGUUGUUACUCUAUAUUUACUGACUACCAGAGAUAUACAAACUGUGCAAAGAUCAUUACUGUUCAAAUAAUUUACAAAUUCAAUUAAAAAUAGUAGAAAAUCUGAAAAAUUGCAGGGAAAAUAGGCAUAUGUUUACUAAUGCUAAAGACUUUUUAAUUUUCAGCUUUGAUGUAAACUUCUAGUUUAGGUGCCUUUAAUUUAAGCAUGUCAGAAAAUUCUUUAUUCUUAAUUUUAGAUACAUAUCUGCAUAUAAAAUUGAAUUUUAGAACUAGAAAGUAUGCAUAACAGUUGUGAUAUGGUAGAAAAAACAUUGAUGAAAAUAAAGAAAUUUGAGUUCAGUUCCCAGCUCAGGUUGAGUAAUUUAACCUUUCCUUGAUAUAGAGCUUCCCAACCCAUGUGAACUGGCACUGUGUGUCAUACAGAUGUCUAGAUGGAUCACCUCAGCUCUAGGAGUAGCUGGACUGGAGGCCUGCGGGACUGAAGCUUCUGGGCAAGAAACACCUUUGUCCAUUUACCUCAGUUUGCCUACAAUGCCGCUUUGUGCAUGUGCUAUAACAUUGCUUAAGAAAACUCAUCUAAACUUGUAGUAAUUUGCAAGACCCUCUGUUCCAAACUCUUCGUUUUUUUUUAAAGAGACAGUAAUUAUUUUUAACUUUGAACACUGAAUGUUCUGGUUUGCUAAUGCUGCCAUUAUGCAAAAUACCAGAAAUGGAUUAGUUUUUAUAAAGGAGGGUUAUUUGGUUAC
Molecule: messenger RNA, 3153 nt
Organism: Choloepus didactylus (southern two-toed sloth)
Lineage: Eukaryota; Metazoa; Chordata; Mammalia; Pilosa; Megalonychidae
Product: kelch-like protein 23
Exons: 5
Coding region: 206-1882 (558 amino acids)
Molecular function (GO): protein binding
Source: RefSeq, a predicted model, not a curated record